AUGGCCGUUGUACCCAACCAUGGCAGUCGUAGUCGCAAUCACAACCGUAGCAUCUCGUUCCGACACUCCCUAGAUUCGAGAAAGAAACGCACAAUCUCGGACAAACCUGUUUCUUCGUCUGCUUGUAAGAACACAACAAUAUCGAUAUUGAGUCUUAGACAGGACUUUCACACCUGUUGCAGAGGAUUUCUUAGAAUCAAAUUGUGGGUUCGUGCUUCCCUGUUACUGAAAAAGAAAGCAGCAAGACGUCGUCAUAGAGCUGAUGAUCUCUGUAGCAACCAUAAAGAUUCACAAGCCCACGUUGUUGAAGUUGUCGAUGAUAGGAUUGAGGAACAUUCUUCCACGGAUGGGAGUGGUGGUAAAAAGAAGCUUGUUGAGUUUUCUCGUGAACCUUUCCUACCGCUCAAAGAGGAGGAAGUAGCUCAAGUCAACAGUGCCUUCUCUGAGACGAAUAGUAUGAAGAUCUUGGUUUCGCAUAAAAAAUCCUAUAUUCAAAUCGCUGGAAAUACUUUACAAUGCCUAAUGCCAACUCAAUGGCUUAACGACGAGGUCAUUAAUCUCUAUCUCGAGCUGCUGAAAGAGAGAGAAACUAGAGAUCCCCAAAAGUUCUUCUUCAAGUGUCAUUUCUUCAAUACCUUCUUUUACGUUAAGCUGGCACGCGACUUCGGUUACAACUACCAAGCUGUCAGGAGAUGGACUGGCCAUAGCAAGCUAGGAUAUAAUCUUAUUGACUGUGACAUAAUAUUUGUUCCGAUCCACAUAGGUAUACAUUGGGCCCUGGCAGUGAUUAACAAUAGGGAACACAAGUUCAUGUAUUUUGAUUCAUUGAAGGAAGAAGUAUUUGAUCCUACAAUUUUGGAUGCUCUGGCAAAGUACUUGGUGGAUGAAGUAAAAGACAAGAAUGAAAAGGAUAUUGACGUUAGUUCAUGGAACAAAGAAUACGUUACAGAAUCUCCUAAGCAACAAAAUACGUACGACUGUGGGAUGUUUAUGCUUAAAUACAUUGAUUUUUACAGUAGAGGACUGAGUCUACAAUUUAGCCAGAAACACAUGCCAUACUUCAGGUUAAGAACAACAAAGGAGAUACUGAGACUGCAAGCCGACUAA
Camelina sativa (false flax) is the source of this 1107-nucleotide messenger RNA. Its product is annotated as putative ubiquitin-like-specific protease 1B. The record is from RefSeq and is a predicted model, not a curated record. Gene Ontology annotation, molecular function: deSUMOylase activity. NCBI's taxonomy places the organism in Eukaryota, Viridiplantae, Streptophyta, Magnoliopsida, Brassicales, Brassicaceae. Gene Ontology annotation, biological process: protein desumoylation; proteolysis. Gene Ontology annotation, cellular component: nucleus.